AUGAGAAACUCAAAUGUUUGCAUAAUUCUUUUGAACAUUGCUAUUGUCCUUACUGGUAUUAGUUUUGCAGAAAAUAAUGGAACAAACGUAAAUAGUACAGGAAGUGAUUUAAUAAAUUCGUCAGUUUAUUUAAAUAAUAAUAAUGGAAGAGAGGAUGCUAUUUAUGAUUCUCAAAAUUCGGAUUUAGGUGAAAAUGAUAUAUUACCAAAUACAUCUGGAAAUACAGCAUUUUAUAAUCUACAAAAUGUUAGGCUAGGAAACACACAAAGUGACAUACUUCGAACUGAUCCAUAUUUGAGAAGACAUAGACUAAACUUAGAGGUACAACGACGCAAAUUAAUAAAUAUGAAGAAAAGAUUAGAUGAUAUUUAUAAAACCUUAAGUCAAAGAAUGGAGACUUUUUGUAGCGUUCCAGAUAAAGAAUACAGUGAAUAUAAGUUAGAUGAACUGGAUGAUAAAGCCAAUGAUGUAUAUGAUGUGUCCUCCGACAACAUGAUGGAGUACAAUAGGAUACUAAUUAUUAAUAAAGAAAUUAAAAAAUAUUUAGAAAAAAAUCAUGUUAAUAGCACAAUUCACAAUGAUAAGAUUGUGCCCAUUAUGCAGAAAAAUGCAGCACUUCAAUAUCAUAUUAAACAUAUGAUUAACGUUUGUUUAAAUUUAAUAAAUUUUAUUCAUAAAAAAAAAGGAGUAAACGAUAAUAUAGAAGGUUUUUUGGGUCGCCAAAGAAAUGAUGUUAAUAAAUCUGAAUUCUCCUUAUAUUCAGUAGAAACUGAAAAUGAUGGCUUUUUCAGCAGUACAAAGGCUAAAGUAACUUUAGGUAUAUUAGGUUGUUUACUUGUUGGUGGUGGUAUUGCAUUUGCUUUUUAUUAUAAAAACAUAAUGUACAAAAAUUAA
Molecule: messenger RNA, 894 nt
Organism: Plasmodium relictum
Lineage: Eukaryota; Apicomplexa; Aconoidasida; Haemosporida; Plasmodiidae
Exons: 2
Coding region: 1-894 (297 amino acids)
Source: RefSeq, a predicted model, not a curated record